Molecule: messenger RNA, 870 nt
Organism: Trifolium pratense (red clover)
Lineage: Eukaryota; Viridiplantae; Streptophyta; Magnoliopsida; Fabales; Fabaceae
Product: putative fasciclin-like arabinogalactan protein 20
Exons: 1
Coding region: 1-870 (289 amino acids)
Source: RefSeq, a predicted model, not a curated record
AUGAAACAAAAUCCUAACACCCUUCUUCUCCUCCUCCUCCUCCUCACCGUCACACUCACCACCGCCACAUCAUCCACCGAACCCCUCUUCUCCACCGCCGCACAAACCCUCACCAACUCCAACUUCCUCUCCAUGUCUCUCACACUCCGUUUAGCUUCUUCUUCCCUCCCUUCCACCACCUCCGCCACCAUUUUCGUCCCCUCCGACACCGCCUUCCGCCGCCAUGGUCCCCUCCCUCUCUCCCUCCUUCAAUAUCACAUCAUCCCUUCCAAAAUCCCUCUCCAUUAUCUCACAUCUCUCCCUAUCUCCACUCCUUUACCCACUCUCCUCCCAAAUUCAUCUCUCAUCAUCACCACCUCCUCUCUCUCUCAUCACCACCACUUCUCAAUCAACAACGUAACUGUUUCAACCACUCCUCUCUUCGAAAACCCCUCCCUUCUCAUCCUCUCUCUCCACGAUUUCUUCAAUUCAUCUUCUCUCUAUCUCCCCCAACCGGAAUCUCUCGGUCAUAUCCUCAGAUCCAAUAAUUGUUCCCUAACCGCCGUGUUUCUUGAAAAUCUGUUACCAGAAUUAACAGUUGGCGCGAAGAUAACUGUAUUUGCACCACCCGAUGAGGCAGUUAGAAAUGUGGCGAUUUUAAAGAAACAUGUUGUUCUUGGAUUGAUUAGGUGGCGUGAUUUGAUUCGUUUUCCGGAUGAUGCUCGAUUGAAGACUCUUUUUGAUGGUUUUGAUAUUAGAGUAAGUGUUUUCCCUCGUCGUAGAUUGCUUAAUGGUGUGAAUAUUAUUGUUCCGGAUAUGUAUCGUGAUGAAUUCGUAGUUGUUCAUCGCGUUGGUGGAUUGCUUGAUAGCGGAACUGAGUUAGUGAAAUAG